CAAAUACUUACAAACAGACACAUGAGAGGUAACGGAUAUGAGAAAUAUUAGCGCUUUGCCAUGCUGGUCUAGUUACAGAGAAAGAAACAGCUGUCGAGUAUGAGCACUUCAUCUAUACAAUGCCAAAGUAACAACAGUGGAAAUUGCAACUGUUCGUCUGAGUUAAAAAGACUAUUGGACAAUAAAGAAGAUUCUAGUAUUUUAGUCGCUAUUCUUUUCAUUAGCAUCACAUUGCUAAUAAAGGAAGUAUUGAUAUUCCUCACAAAACUUUACGGAACAACCAGGAAGUACUGCACUUUCAGGGCAAGCAUUUCUAACAAAGAUGGAGACAUCCACUCUAGUGAACAGCUGAGAGAAAGAUUCUAUUUACCUGACCCCAGUCAGGCAGAAAUUCAAAUCAAUGCAGCAGAAAAUCGACUCUCUUUCCAAUUUCACGUUGAAUCUAACAGAAAAAGAAGCCAGUAUUUUCCCGAAGACUUUAUGAAUAUCAACGUUGAUGAUAAUGCAGACUACGAGCUACAGAAUCCAGACAUUGUCCAUGAAUCUAUGGAUUCUAUGGAUCAGGCUGAGGAAUUGGAUGACUCCUGUAUCUACUCAUUGGCCAAACCAAACAUACGAAAGAGUUCUGGAUAUGAUUGAGUGAUUAACAUGAAGCGAAAACAUGCGUCGGUGGCUAAGUUCACUAAUCAUAACAAUUUUAGAGUCUGGACAGUUUCUGUUCAAAAAAAACUCUAAAAUUGAUAAAUCAUUGUUUCUGUUACAUGUCUUUAGCACAUAAUAAAGUAUCCUACAUUGAUCCUUUAACAGCAGCAAAAUCAGGUUGCUUUGGUACAUGUACAUGUAUCAUCUCUGAUAUUCUUUGAAAAUGUUCUCUGACUGUUGUUUGAAUGCGUUCAUUAUAUGCAUAAACUCCAAUUAAACAAACAAACCUGACUUCUUUCAGUCCAUCCU
Messenger RNA from Saccostrea cuccullata (small rock oyster), 951 nucleotides. RefSeq lists its product as uncharacterized. The coding region runs from base 100 to 639 and encodes 179 amino acids. The record is from RefSeq and is a predicted model, not a curated record. Lineage: Eukaryota; Metazoa; Mollusca; Bivalvia; Ostreida; Ostreidae. The transcript has 3 exons.